This is a messenger RNA of Histoplasma mississippiense, 3426 nucleotides long. RefSeq lists its product as hypothetical. Lineage: Eukaryota; Fungi; Ascomycota; Eurotiomycetes; Onygenales; Ajellomycetaceae. The coding region runs from base 1 to 3426 and encodes 1141 amino acids. The transcript has 6 exons. Gene Ontology annotation, molecular function: methyltransferase activity; structural constituent of ribosome. Gene Ontology annotation, biological process: translation. Gene Ontology annotation, cellular component: mitochondrial small ribosomal subunit. The record is from RefSeq and is a predicted model, not a curated record.
AUGGCCACGUGGGCAUAUCCACAACUCCCGCCAGAUCAACUGAAGAAGGAGGAAGAUGCCUCAUUGGCCCGAGAGUUGAAAUGGGUCCUGGGCUCUCUGCAAGAAUCUUUGGCCUCAUUGCGGGAAGGUCUUCAGGAGUGUGCGGCGCUUUUAGCACCUUCACAACCAGGCUCUACGCUUGUUCUAUCUUCGUUGCGGUCCGAAAAUGUGAAAGGGUUUGUAACGAGGGUCGGGACUAAGAUUGUAAAAGGGGACAUCCAAUUGCGUUUACAAUCGUUGACCCCUCCCAAAGGGUCUAAUUCCACAAGAUUGACAAUUUCCGAUGAUGCUACUGGGCCGGAGAUAGCGCUUCGUCAGCUUGUGCUUGUGCGUCGCCUAAUCAACGAGAGUCUCGAUGUGAUAGACGUCAGCACAUGGACUGGUGAUCCCAUGAAUGCCAGCUUCAUAGAGGGCCAAUUGCGAUUGCUGUAUGAUAACCUCAGUGAGGCUCGGUUGACGUUGAAAGGGGAAGGUGAAGAAUCAAAAAAACUCUGGAACGAAGAUAGCGUGGAUAAGAAUUCAUUUAACCCCCCACUCCCGCCCUAUAUGUCGUUUCAUCUUUCCAUCUCCGAAGCUGCUCUAGUUCUAAAUCUACGAACACUCGACCCUAUAUCUCCUGGCGACACACCAACAACAUCCUUUGCACCUGAGAUUUCACUCAGCGGAUUCUCCCUGCGAGACCGCCUCUUUGGACCGCGACAUCCCAUUCAUGACGAGUCAGGAGACGUAUUCAGUUGGAAAGGGGAGGAGGUUAAAGUGAAGGAGAAGGCUAGAGUAGAGAGUCAGGACCCGAGCCUGCUAUCGGCCAUGGCGAAGCUGACAGCUCUCGGGCAUGAAGUUUCAAGGUGGAAAACCGCUCUCGCAGUUGUCAUGGAGCAAGACGACACGGAUAAUGAGCCAUACCAGGCACCAGUCCGAAAAGAAAAAAAUGUUACUCAACAAAGAUUUACCUCCACCGCUGCCGCUGCCGCUGCCGCCGCUACCAACGAGGACCUCGCUGCGAAGCCAACAAAAGAGGCUUUAUAUGCUGUAAUCGAAAAUAUAUAUCAAGCGGAGGAUGACAUUGUACAAAGCUUACAAGAACUGGACCUUGUUGACGCAUUCCCUCACCUUGUUUACUCCGAAGACCUCGACCUGGUGGAUACUGUUACCACUAUUGUCGGUCAUCGAAAUGAAGCAGAGUUGACUGCCAAGGUCGUGAGGGUCCGGCAGCAAUUCCGUGAUUCUCUUCCGGAAAAUAUGUUAAGUGAAGAAGAGAUGCAAUUGUAUAAAACAUUAUAUGGCGAACCGCUACCUAUGGAAGACGCUGCCACCACCGUUGAGGAUGGGCCGGAACCAGACCAGCUAUUUCGAGAUGACGGUGAAGGAGGAUGGGUUGAGAUCGAACAACCCAGCGCAAAUACAGCAGUGGAGGAAGAGACGGAGCAUAGUCUUGCAAUGACUACGGAAUACGAAAAUAACACCGAAAUCGAAGUGGAUUACAGCGAAAUGUCCCUGGAGGAUCGCGCAAACUCGAUAGCAAAAAUGGUAGGAGGGGAAGUUGUACCAUUUACUGAUUCAGAGGUGGUUUCUGAAGAUGAUCAUGCUGAUAGCAGUGGUCCGCGAACGCAUCCGCUUACCACGGAGGGGAAAUUCACAACCGGAACCAAAACCUUGUUACUGCCUUAUGACAGCAUGACGAAACCGAUAUCCCGGAUGCUUUCAGCUUACUCCAACAAACACCUCGCAGAAACUGCACACAGACUGUUUGGUGGGGCAAAUUUGCCCUACUCCACGUCUACCCCUCCCAAGAACAUCCCUCCAACCCCUAUCCAGCUCGAUGCGGGACAGCGUAUCAUGUCAGAGAUAGAAAGUCAUGCUUUCCUUGCGGUCCUCUACCCUGGUAUAUACGCUUCCGUACUUCCUGUUCUUGUCGAAGUGCGCAAACGGCUAGGCUCGAAAUGGCUUCGCGAUUUGAUGGCUCAAAAGGAUGGCCCGAGGGUUCUUGAUGUCGGAGGAGGUGGAGCAGGAAUUCUAGCCUGGAGGGAAGUGUUGAAGGCUGAAUGGUCCUUAAUGUCCCCCAACAGGCCACCAGGCAGCCCUAUCCCGUUCGGGAGGUCGACAGUUGUAACAGGAUCCAACGCGUUGCGACAUAGAGCGAGCCAGCUGUUGGAGAACACUACAUUCCUUCCCCGCUUGCCUGACUAUGUGCACUUGCGCGACCAGUCGACAACAGCUGACGAACGGCCUCCUCCACAGCGCAAGCAGUUCGAUGUUAUCAUCGCCCCACAUACGAUAUGGCCAAUACGUGAGGAUUAUCACCGGAAGGAGCAUGUGGAAAAUUUAUGGUCGCUUCUCAAUCCGGAUGGAGGGGUUCUUAUCCUUCUUGAAAAAGGCAUUCAACGGGGAUUCGAGGCUAUUGCGGGUGCCCGCGAAAUGAUUCUUGAGCGAUUGAUAGCGUCGCCCGGAUCAACUGAGUAUGAAAAUCCAACUCAAUCUCCUGACUCCGAGAGAUUUUUUCAGAAGGGAAAGGGGAUGAUCAUAGCUCCUUGCACCACCCACGCCAAGUGCCCUAUGUAUACAAAUCCAGGGAAGUCAAUCGCGCGCAAAGAUUUUUGCCAUUUCCAACAACGCUAUAUCCGGCCCCCGUAUCUACAACGGAUCAAGGGCGCCAAAGACACGAACCACGAAGACGCAAAAUUCAGCUACGUCGCGGUGCAACGAGGUACUGAUAUGAGAGAGACGCACGGCAUCAUACAGGGCCAACGAGCAACCGAUGCGGCUUUUGCUGGAUUCGAAGACAUCCCAUUCGAUGGGGGCAACGUCGAAGGUAACGCUGCAGGGGAGACAAUCCCAUUCCACCCCCUCUCCCUCCCACGACUGAUCCUCCCACCGCUGAAGCGCCAUGGCCAUUCCACGCUAGACCUCUGCACUCCCGCAGGCAAGAUUGAGCGGUGGACGGUCCCACGCUCGUUUAGCAAACAGGCCUACCGUGACGCCCGUAAGUCCGCUUGGGGCGAUCUAUGGGCAUUGGGUGCCAAGUCGCGCUCACCACGCAACAUCAAGCUUGGCUUCGUCGAUGAUCAAAAUGGUGGUAAGAAGUUUGAGAGACGCGUGCGCAAGCAAUCGUUGGCUGACGAUAUGGCGGAUGAGGAAUAUCAACUUGGCACUUCCGGUGCUUCUGGGGAGGUAAUGGAGGAAGGAGAGGGGGAGGAUCGAGGAAUGAACGAGCUUCGGGAGGCGAUGGGUCGGCUGGAUCCAUCUGGGCGCAGGGAGCGAAGUAGUAGGAAGCCGGAGAAGCGGAAGAAAGUUCCGGCUUGGGUGAAGAAGAUGGAGGAAGAACAGUGUGGGAUGGAUCGAUUCGGAACGGACUGUGUUACUGGACGGGCAUUGGCGGGCGGCGUUUGA